Messenger RNA from Schistosoma turkestanicum, 1314 nucleotides. NCBI's taxonomy places the organism in Eukaryota, Metazoa, Platyhelminthes, Trematoda, Strigeidida, Schistosomatidae. The record is from the annotation of a GenBank genome assembly.
UUCUGGUGUUUGAUACGUUUUGCUGCGUUACGUUGGGUUAAGACCUAUUUUUUCGUCGAUGUCUAAAACGAGCUAUCCUAGAAUUGCUUCCUGAUAUGUUCCACUAGAUAAUGGUCGACCAUAAUCUGUGAGUAUCAUAAUCAACGUCUGGCUGUUUCCUCACUUUAAGAUGUCGGCUAUAAAACCUGGGGAAUGGGUCAUGCAGGCUCUGCUCCGUCAAUUAACAAACUUAGCUCAGUUAAAGAUUGAGAAAGCCCUUGAAGAUGGACAGGAAACAAAUCUCGUGAAAAGCAUGAAACUAAAUGAGGAUGCAGCAUAUGAACAUCUCAUAAGUGCUUUUGGUGCUGCCGCUGAAUUCGCCCUUCCUUCAGUUUUGUCAACACUCUCAUUAUGGUAUGGAUCUCAGCACUCAUCUGGGAAAUAUUAUCAAUUUCACCAACUUCAGUCUUCAAGUUUAACUAAUGAGUAUGUCGAAAACGUUGCUUCAGUGCCAGUUCAACGUCCUCUCACUGAGGACAGUUUACAUGUGAGUCAACAAGUUUCAAUCCUUGGUGCCAAUAAAUCGGAAAAGACUAACAAGUGUGCCUCGGAAUCAUCGCUGUCAAAAUCCCAUAAUUUACCUUUACCAGAAUUAGCUGUUCUAUUUGAACGACGCGAUCUUGCCAUCGAUAUCAUAUUCUGUCAUAUCAUGCUUGCAGUUUUAAAACAAUUGCCCUUUCAUCCAGGUCAUAAUGAUGUUAUCAAAUCAAUCUUAGAGCAAUGCUUUGGAAGAUUUAACUAUAGAGAGGAUUUGCAACCAAAAAAUAGCGAAAAUAUAAACCUCGUUGCUGAUUUAUAUGCAGAAAUCGUUGGACUAUUAUUCCAGUCAAGAUUUGCUUUGGUGCGUCACAAAUUUAUGAGUUGUCUGAAUGAUCUGCGAUCUAAGGAAAAUAGUCAAAAUAAUAGAGCUAGUAUUGUAUCGCUUAUAAUGGGGAUGAAGUUUUUUCGAGUUAAAAUGCAUCCAAUCGAAGAUUUUGUAAAAUGUUUCACAUUUCUGCAAGAAUUAGGUCAUUACUAUUUGGAAGUGAAAGAAAUCGAAAUUAAGCAUGUACUUUCUGAUUUGUUUGUUGAAAUUUUAUUGCCAGUAGCUGCUGUUGCUCGACAAGAAGUAAACAUUCCAGCUUUAAAGACAUUUGUGGAAAAUUUAUAUCCAGCAAGUUUGGAACUGGCUAGUAAAAAGAAGCAUAUUCCAGUACGUAUCUCUUUAUAUGUAAAUUAGGAUACAGAGGUAUCUUGUGUAUCAUUCACCAAUUUAAAUAAAUCAAUGUGUCAAAU